This is a messenger RNA of Melospiza georgiana, 1346 nucleotides long. RefSeq names its product C-type lectin domain family 2 member H-like. Bases 98 to 1009 code for a protein of 303 amino acids. NCBI's taxonomy places the organism in Eukaryota, Metazoa, Chordata, Aves, Passeriformes, Passerellidae. The transcript is spliced from 6 exons. The record is from RefSeq and is a predicted model, not a curated record.
CGCGGAAUUCGUGGGAGUGGCGCAAACACCUGGCCUCACCUCACCGCUCUCUCCUCCCACUGCUCGCGCGAUCGGCUGCGUUUCCGCAGGCCGAUGGAUGAAAACGCCCAGAAUCCCUCCCACACCUCCAUCGGCCUUCAAGUGCCGGCGCAGCCGCCGUGCCUGCUGUGUCUUGUCGGGAUCGGAGAAGCGGCGGCGCGUUCGGGUCAUUCUGCAGCGGCGGCGGCGGCACCCGGAGCCCGGCGGGACGGCGGCGGAGCUCGGAGGCGGCUCCAGCCCAGGGUGCCAUCAGCGUGUCUGUAAAGCUGUUCCCGAGGCCGAGCUCCUAAAGGCUUUGCCAACACUCGUGAUGUGUCCGAAGGAAGAUGCUAUUUGUUCCAGCCAGAGAGACUCUGGCUGUGAGCUAAACGAGAGUGAAUUCUGCUCCAUUCUUGGGGUUGGGAAUGAGCCCCUGAAGACAGGAUCUGCAACCAGCAAUGAACACAAAAGGAACCUCCGAAGAUUCCUGGGUGAACUGUUCAGGUGCCAUCCUGUGGGCACGGCGGUGCUGAUUCUGCUGCUCCUGGUGCUGGUGCUGGCUUUGGGGGCAGCCGUGGCUGUGCAGUCAGCACUACAGGUUCCAGUCACACCUGCAACCCCACAGUGUGUUCUGGGCUGUCCCCAUGGCUGGGUCGGGUCCAAUGGGGUCUGCUACUACUUCUCACGGGAAUACAGCACGUGGGAGCAGGGUCAGGAACGGUGCUCCGAGCUCAAUGCCUCCCUGGCCAUUGCCAAGGAUGAGGAGGCCAUGGAUUUGCUCUUCCGUCUCCGCGGGAACGGCGAUUUCUGGCUCGGGCUGCGCAGACGGGGCGAGCGCCUGCACUGGGGGGACGGCAGCAGCUACAGCUCCCGGUUUCCUGUCCUCGGCAAUUCCCAGUGUGUGUACCUGGCUGACGGGAAAAGAUUCAGGAGUGAGUUCUGCUCCAAUGAGCGGCCGUAUGUCUGCAGCAAGGCCCAAGCUCCCCUGUAACAGGGGCUGCACAAAGGACCUUCUCCACGCUGGGCAGUGCCAGCUUCACCUCUGAGCCCAGCACAGCGCUGUCCUUCCUCAGCUGCACCCUGUGCCUUGCACUUCCUCUCAGGGGCACCUCAGUGCCUCUUCAUCCCCAGUGCCAACGCUGGGCUGGGGCUGCAAAGGAAAAGUCUCUGCAAUCCAUCCUGACACCGAUGCUGCCUGCAGUGAGUGCCUUGCCCUCAUGACCCAACAAGCUCAGACAGGAAAUCCAAAUUACCCUGGGAUUUUGGAAAUUAUUACAAACUGGCCUGAAGGUGACACUGUUGCACUUUCCACGGAAGAGGAAGAAGAA